GACAACAGCAACAUGCACAAUGCGAGAAACGCGAUGGAGGUUGAAAGCUCGUCAACGUGCGCACUGAGGGAAUUCGGCUGCGAGCAAAGUCUGUUGUCCAGGCCGGAUGGCUCGUCGUCCUUUAUUCAAGGGGACACCAGUGUUCUGGCAGGAGUGUAUGGACCUGCUGAUGUGAAGGUCAGUAAGGAGAUCCAUGAUCGCGCUACGUUGGAGGUCCUCAUCCAGCCCAAAGUGGGCAUGUCGGGUGUGCGGGAACGAGCACAGGAGCAGUGUGUGAGGGAGACCUGCGAGGCAGCUCUUCUGUCCUCGCUGCACCCUCGCUCGUCCUUGUCCCUUGUCCUCCAAAUCAUUCAUGAUGACGGCUCGCUGCUGUCCUGCUGCCUAAACGCUGCCUGCAUGGCCCUGAUGGAUGCAGGGCUACCCAUGGGCUGCCUCUUCUGUGGUGUGACCUGCGCCAUUGACCGUGAUGGGAGAAUUGUGACUGACCCUACAAUGCAGCAGGAGAAGGAAAGUCGGGCUUUGAUGACCUUUGCCAUUGACAGCACAGAGCGCAAGGUGUUGAUGUCAACAACAAAAGGGUCUUUUUCAGUUAAUGAGCUGCAGCAGUGUAUAGCAGUCAGCCAGCGGGCAUCAGAGAAAAUCUUCCAGUUCUACAGAGACUCUGUCAGAAGACGGUAUUCCAAGACACUCUGAUGUGGAACCUUUCAGUGCCUUUCUUGAUGUGUUUUACUAUGAUUUGCCUGCUUUUUUUUGAUUAAUAAAACAAGAUGUUAUA
This is a messenger RNA of Scleropages formosus (Asian bonytongue), 775 nucleotides long. RefSeq names its product exosome component 5 (gene exosc5). Gene Ontology annotation, biological process: U4 snRNA 3'-end processing; rRNA catabolic process; poly(A)-dependent snoRNA 3'-end processing. Gene Ontology annotation, cellular component: cytoplasmic exosome (RNase complex); nuclear exosome (RNase complex); nucleolus. NCBI's taxonomy places the organism in Eukaryota, Metazoa, Chordata, Actinopteri, Osteoglossiformes, Osteoglossidae. The record is from RefSeq and is a predicted model, not a curated record. Gene Ontology annotation, molecular function: RNA binding. The transcript has 6 exons. Bases 13 to 693 code for a protein of 226 amino acids.